Molecule: messenger RNA, 351 nt
Organism: Dentiscutata erythropus
Lineage: Eukaryota; Fungi; Glomeromycota; Glomeromycetes; Diversisporales; Gigasporaceae
Source: the annotation of a GenBank genome assembly
AUGUCUGAAAAGUAUAAAAAAAGCAAUUUUGAACAAUUAAUAAAGAUAAAUUGUCAGGCGAAUGAUCAAAACUCUACAAAGGAUAACAUUGAAAAUGUGGAUGAAGAUCUCUUUUUUGAGGAGGAAUUUAAUGAAAAUGAAGAGCUUCUACAAAUUAAUGAUGAAGCAGUGAAUAUAGAUAUAAAUAAUGAACUGGCAAUAGAAAAAUUUUUCGAUAUUAAAAUGUUUGAACAAAACCUCAAGAAAACAGAUGAAGAUAACUCAACUACUUAUUCACAAAGACCUACCACUAGAACUGACGAAGACUGGUCAAUUGAUGAUAUUUUUUCCCAAUUCUAUAGUAAUAUAUGA